UAAAAAAAGAUCCUGAGUUCUCAAAAUUCAGAAAAACCAUGAAACUGAACCUUAGUAACUGAAGAAACAACACAAGACUUGAAAAUCUCAAUAAAUUGAAUCUGGAAAAAAGAUAAGAUUAAAAAAAUUUAAAUAUUCAUGUUAAGAGAAUCACUCAAUGAUAUUUGCAACUUAACUAUGAGAUCAUUUUUAAAAUAAUUCGAGAAUGAUAAUUUGGAAAUGAUGUGCUGACUUCAGGAUAUUGACUUCAGUAGAUGAUCAAAUUUUGGUUAAAUCAGUUGAAAAUGUUUCAAUACGAAUUUCAAUUCUAAGACCGAAAUUGGGAUGGAAAUUCAAUAAAGAAACUCUGUACUGUUGAUUGGUCCAAUUUAUACAACUAUAGUUUUUUUUAAAGUUUUUGUUUUCGAAAAUUGGGAGGGAAAAGGGUUGAGAAUUUAUAAACCAACGGAAAUUUCAAUAAUAAUGAUCGGAAAGUGAAAAGUUUUGAUAAUAAUACCCGGUGUUCACCCGGAUACUUUGCGGGUAAGAUUCUGAAAUGCUUAUCAUAAAGUUUCUCUGUUCUCUCUUAGCACAGUGAGCCAGUUUUGGUGAAAUAAGCUGCUAGUUUAGUGUAGUAAGCAUUACUUGGAAAGUUGAAAUAAUAAUAAACAUUAUCAUUGUGCAAGACGUUUGUAUGCAAUGAAAAUGAGGAGAUGUUUUUCUUAAUUUUUCCUGUUCUGUACUGAAUUUCCCGACUGACAUGUUUCGAUAAAAAAAUAAAAAUUUGUGGUGAAUUUUGAAUUUUGAGUAGAAAUUUUUAAAAUUCAAUACCAAGAUUUUGAUAUUUUUAGCUCACAAAAUUCAGGAGAACUUCUUCACUUCUAAUUCUAGGGAGCCCCCUAACUUAUGCAAGAGAAAAACUAUUCUAGAUAUUAUUUCCCGGGUUCCUUUAGUUGUUAUAUUUCAAAUUGUCAUUCCGAUUUUCUAGUUUUUUCAUAGAAUGUUGAAACUUUUUUUUCUUUCGGGGGGCCCCCCUGAGCCGGGGGGCCCGGGGCAAUUGCCCCUUUUGCCCCCCCCUUAAUCCGGUCUUGAUGGACGGCCAAAACUUGUGGUCUAUUUGUCGCGAUAGAAAACUUUCUAUCUAUGCCAAAGCUGUCAAAAUUCCUACCACUUUUUCCCAACACGGGUGAACUCACUCUUAGAGCGAGCUGUGGAGAUGCGGUUGUGUUACGUACGGAAGAAGAGGCGAGAGUAGAAUGAUCGAAUGAACGAAAAUUGGGUACGUAAUAUUUGAACGGAACGUGUAUGGUUUGUUUUCAUUCCUGUUGCCGAUGCCGGUAAAUUACUUCAGGUUUUGUUCGGUACGUGUCGAUACUAGAUAUGUUAGAUCAAAAUAAUCUUUCAGUUCAGAUUAAGGAAUACUUUUUUGCAAUAUAAACUUGUAAAUUAAACUGGUCCCUCUAAAUGGACCCGUCAGUACUAAAGGAUAUAAUAUUGAAUGUAAAGCAACCGCUUGUACUAGCCAAUUUGAAGAUUCCGUGGUGUUGUUUCCGUGAUGAGAAAUCUUUCGAGGAAUGGUUGCAACCUAUGGACUGUCAAAAGCCAGCAGGAUUCCACUUCGAUAGUGGCUCCCUGCGGCAUGGGUCUCUGCCACAAUGGGAACGAAAUCGUAACAAAGUAAUGAUGUCCAUGACCCACUUUUUGAGAAAUGCAUCAACGCGAACUGGUCAUUUCGAGAACAACUGGGCGUCCUAUAGUUACCGAUACAUCGAAGAACUUCCCGCUGCAUGUCGGAAAAACGUAGACUUUAGUUCGUUCGGAUUUCCCGAGGUCAGCGAAGAUAUUUCAUUUUGGCUGGGAUCAACUGGAGCUCAUACACCGUGUCACUACGAUACCUACGGAUGUAACAUCGUGGUCCAGGUGCACGGACGGAAAUCUUGGCUGUUAUUCCCGCCAGAGGCGCCCUUGACAAAGAUGCGGGUCCCCUACGAAGAAUCAAGCGUGUACUGCGAGGAAAAUUUUUACAGCCCCCCUGGAUACUCACAAUUUUUGGGUGUAGAAAAUGACGCUUAUCAUAUUAUUUUAGAACCAGGAAUGGCCCUGGUAGUUCCUCCCAAAUGGUGGCAUUAUGUUGAAAAUUUGGAAUGCUCACUCAAUUUUAAUACUUGGAUUCCUUUGGUGUCAGAUAUCGAUGAACGGUUAUCCGAGUGUUUGACACGUAUCAUCGUGCAUAGUUAUAUCAGUGAAAAAGACGAUAAAAUCCUGAAACAUGUUUAUAAUCCAAAUGAGCUUCCAGUCAGCGCAGAGUUGUCUACGGCCAAUCUCAAUUUAACAUUAGAAUAUCUUUUGAAUCAAAGAGCUUGCAACAAACGACAACACAAAGACCACCAAUACAACACCAAUUACCUGACACAACCUGACCUGGAUGGUCUCAUAGCCUCCCACUCCAGCUAUAUAAAACCCGUCAGACGCCUGAAGAAUUACGAAUUUUUUCAUUUGAUCAAACAAAAUCAACAACGAUUCGAUGAACAUUUUGAAGAACUUGAUCCCGACGAGGAGGAAAAAUCCCGAAUCACUAAAGUUAUCAAUCAAUGCUGUCAUCCUGAAGUAAUUGAUUUAGUCAAACAGUAUCUGGAGUAGUUAUGUAUCGUAAUAUAUUUUUUUAGGAAAGA
Uranotaenia lowii is the source of this 2651-nucleotide messenger RNA. RefSeq names its product HSPB1-associated protein 1 (gene HSPBAP1). The coding region runs from base 1444 to 2619 and encodes 391 amino acids. The transcript has 4 exons. Gene Ontology annotation, molecular function: 2-oxoglutarate-dependent dioxygenase activity. NCBI's taxonomy places the organism in Eukaryota, Metazoa, Arthropoda, Insecta, Diptera, Culicidae. The record is from RefSeq and is a predicted model, not a curated record.